AUGGCGUUAUGUAACAAAAUUAGGCAAUGUAGAUACGGUGUCGGCAAAAAGCAACGAUUUUUUAGUAUUAUAAUUUCAUACAAACGAAUGCACCCCGCCUGCAUUCUACAAUGUGCUUUUAGAAUUCAAAGAAAAAUACGUGAGUACCUCCAAGUAAUAAAAAUAUAUUGCAAUGUGGACGCUGACGCAACGGCAACUAUAAAUGUCGUUCCCACGAGUGAACCGGAUACAUCCACAUUCCAAUGAUGUCAUACGUUAAUGCACGUGUGGCGAAAUGAGUGAACCGCGGGAAAUACGCUGACAGUAACUAUAAAUAUUAUAUGUCGUUCCCACGAGUGAACCGGAUACAUCCACAUUCCAAUGAUGUCAUACGUUAAUGCACCAACUAUAAAUAUUAUAUGUCGUUCCCACGAGUGAACCGGAUACAUCCACAUUCCAAUGGUUUGCAAAUUACUAGUUAAAGGAUGUACAAAUUCUAUAAAUAUUAUGCACAUGUCGUUCCCACGAAUUAAGUGCAAAUGUUUUUUAAUCGUUUGCAAAUUACUAGUUAAAAGAUGCAAUUAAAACGUGAAUGUGUUCACGAGGCAUUUCCGGAGUAGCUACUAUUUAAACUGAAAUCGGGGGAUAGCCAUUUUAUAGAGUUUCUGUCAGUCACAAACUACACCAAGUAAUCGUUUUGUGAGUGUGAUCAAUACAACUAAAAAAAUGGAUCUAAACAAACUAAACAAAGUUUCUGUUGUUAAGAAAGAAGACAAACCGAUUACAAAACUACAGCAACUGGAAGUUGACAAACCAUAUAAAAUAAUAAACAGUAAAAUCGUCAACACUGCAUUUGGUCAAUCGGUGCUUCUAGAAUUAGAGGAAAGUGUGGUGUUCCUACCGAAGCGGGUUACCGAGGACUACGCCCCCUAUAUAGAUCAGUUGAGGACAGAAAAGUACGCUGUCGUAUUCAGAGGCCUGGUGAGCACGUCGAGCAAGCUAAAUCCUGCAGCGUCAUUCGAAAUAAUUGAAAUUUAAAAAAACUGUAAGUAGAUUUUUCAUAUCCAAAAUUUUGAAAAAUGAAUUCUGAGGAAAUCGCUAUUCUUAGUAGUGAGAUAAUUAAAAAAUUUGAUAAAACUGAAAAAUU
This is a messenger RNA of Diabrotica virgifera virgifera (western corn rootworm), 1126 nucleotides long. RefSeq lists its product as uncharacterized. The record is from RefSeq and is a predicted model, not a curated record. The transcript is spliced from 2 exons. Bases 706 to 1017 code for a protein of 103 amino acids. NCBI's taxonomy places the organism in Eukaryota, Metazoa, Arthropoda, Insecta, Coleoptera, Chrysomelidae.